UGCUGGUGCGUGUGACAGUUUGUGGCGUGUGAACUGAGGCGUGUUUGUGUCAGCCAGCCAGGCGGAGGCUCUCCAUCCAUCCCCCCCCCCGCCGGUGAAGGACCGCGGCAGCGGGGACGCCGUGUCUGUCGAGCCGGCCAUGGCUUCGGUUUGGAAGCGGCUCCAGCGGGUCGGAAAGAAAGCGUCCAAGUUCCAGUUCGCUGCUUCAUUUCAAGAGCUGGUUAUAGAGUGCACCAACAAAUGGCAGCCGGACAAAGUGAGAGUGGUGUGGCUCAGGAGGAGCAGACGUCACAGCACAAAGCUCCACAGCUGGCAGCCUGGGAUUAAGAACCCCUACAGAGGCUUGGUGGUCUGGCAGGUUCCCGAGAGUUUAGACAUUACAGUGACGCUCUUCAAGGAACCAGCUGCAGAGGAAUUUGAAGACAAAGAUUGGACUUUUGUCAUUGAAAGUGAGACAAAGGGUUGCAAAAAGGUGCUGGCAUCAGCUGAUAUCAAUAUGAGGAAGUAUGCGAGUGCCACACCAGCCCAGUUUGAUCUGACACUGAAGCUCAAACCACUCUCUGUGAAGGUGGUAGAAGCCACACUGAAACUGAACCUGUCUUGCAUCUUUCUCAAGGAAGGCAAGGCCACGGAUGAGGACAUGCAGAGCUUGGCCAGUCUCAUGAGUGUCAAACAGAGUGAUAUUGGUAAUCUGGACGACUUCAAUGACAGCGACGAUGAAGCCGGCGAGGAGAGAAGGGCGAUCUUUGGAACAGGACAAGCUACUUAUGCGCCUGCUUCCUCCACUGCAAGAGUACACGAUCUGGCUUGGAGGCCUGCAAUUGAAUUAGGCCCCACAGUAACCUCAGAGACGGACUGGAAAAGGUCCUCUGGCAUUUCUGCGACCAUUUCAACACCAUCUUAUCCUCCACCGCCUGAACCCCCUGACCUCUCUGUUCCAUCCCUCAUAUUGCGAACCCAUACACAACCGCUGAGCAGUACCCAGCAGGCUCGGCACUCUCUCUACGCCUACUCGUUGCCAGCCUUUACGCAUGCUCAUCCUCCUGUGCUCCCCAAAAUCUUCCAGCCCAGUCCUGGAUCAGCUCCUCAAAGGCCCCAAAGCUUCCACAGUGACUCCUCUCCAGCUGAAGGCUCGGAGGCCCAAACUUUCUCCACUUUCAUUCCUUCAAGAACACUCUCCACGUCUUCCCUCCCUCGUUUACCCUCUGAAUCCUCUAAAACAGCCUGUCCCAGUGUACGGAGAAGACCCCCUAUUCCUUCCUUUUCCUCUGUCUCAUCAUCCACAGCUCCACUCAGCUCUUUCCCUCCGAUGCCUCCAUCACAUUCUGCUGCUAAAGCUUACCGCACCUCUGAUAUGGGUUCUGUCCAUAUCAGACCUACAAGUCUGCCGUUUUCCCCUGAAACAGCUCCCUGGCAGACUGAAUGGAGACCUCCUAAAUCUCAGGUCCCUCUAGCGCAGCCUGCCUAUUCUCCUACGUCUGUGCGCCACUCUGUCAGGGAUCCUGGACAAGCUGCAGUGCUGCAGAAAAAGCAGAGAAUAGAGAUGCCGUCUUCAUCCUCUCUGCUCGCUGCUCAGCCUUUAGAUCAGAACUCCAGGGGAGGCUCUGGAUAUAGUUCAUCUUGGAAACCUCAGGUCACAUCCACAUUAGAGACCUCCUCACCUUCUCCACUACAUCCUUCCUCUGUUAAUGUGUUUUCUGGGCUUCCUCGUCUUCCUCAGCUUCACAUGCACCAAACUCCCACAGUCUGCACCAGUGAACAGGAUGCAGAGUUCAGAAGACAGCUGAGUACUCUGAGUGAAGAGGAUAACCAGUGCACCACAACCUCUGACCCCAGAGCCCCAGCCAGCCAAAAGCAGUUCAGAGCGUCAGAGCAGAAAGGAGCUGCAGCAUUUGGAUUGGUCAAAGCAUCACCAGGGGAAAAGGAAAGAGGAGAAAGCUCGGGCCGCCCUGUACCUGUGCCUCGUGGUAAGAAGCGUUUGAGUUGUUCUUCUUUAGACGACAGCAAGUCACAAGUUGUUACCCUCCAGCACGCCAGUGAACCAACAACAUCCCAGGAAAGAUUUACCGAUGGGGCUGCACCUCAGGAGACUCCGCUGACAAGCCCAUCCUUAGUUACUUCAAGUCAGUCUCUACUGGAAUGGUGUCAAGAGGUCACACAGAAUCACAAGGGAGUGAAGAUCACCAAUUUCAGCACUUCCUGGAGGAACGGCCUGGCCUUUUGUGCCAUCUUACACCACUUCCACCCAGAAAAGAUUAAUUAUGAAAUGUUGGAUCCAUAUGACAUCAAGCAAAACAACAAAAAGGCCUUUAAUGGCUUUGCUGAGCUUGGAAUUUCAAGGCUGAUGGAGCCGUCAGACAUGGUCAUGCUCGCAGUGCCUGACCGCCUCAUUGUCAUGACCUACCUUAACCAGAUCCGCACACAUUUCACUGGCCAGGAGCUAAGUGUGCUUCACAUAGAGAAGAACAGCAGUGAGUCCAGUUAUGUGGUAGCCGGGGACCGGGAGGACCAAGAGGACCCCGAGGCAGCUGUUCGCUACUGCGCCCAGAAACUCCAGGAGGAGGGGAUAAGUCUUGAGGCUAAUGGGAGCGCGAGCGCUGCAGAGAAGGACGGUAAAGCCAGCAGGGAUGUGGUUCCCCCUCCCAGAACCAAGCGCCUGCAGGGUGCUGGGGCGAGUGGGGCUCAAUCUCCGGUGGCACCACCGAGGACUCAUUUCCUGUCCAAGUCAGGGUUCUCUCAUGUCAGAGAUGCUGAUCUGGUCAAGAAGCGCAGGUCACAGCGCAGAAGUGGGUCAGUAGAUGAAGGAGAGGUAUCAGUGGCUGCUGUGGGGGAUGAAGGCCAAAGGAAGUCAGAAACUGAGAGAUUGGAGGCGGGGGUUGAGGCAGGAAGACCAGAGGGCCAGGACCCCAGCCAGUAUGUGUUGAAUCAGAUGGAAGCCUUGGAAGCAGAACAAAAUCACAUUGAUAACAGAGCAGGUGUGGUGGAGCGGAAACUCAGACAGCUGCUGGAAACAGGCAGUGACAAGGUGGAGGAGGAGAGACUGAUUCAGGAAUGGUUCACGCUGGUCAACAAGAAGAAUGCUUUAAUCCGGAGGCAGGACCAUCUGCAGCUGCUGCUGGAAGAACAAGACCUGGAAAGAAGAUUUGAGCUGUUAAACAAGGAGCUGAGAGACAUGAUGGCCAUUGAUGAAUGGCAGAAGACUCAGGCCCAUAAACAGAGAGAGCAGCUGCUGCUGCAGGAGCUGGUGUCACUGGUGAACCAGAGGGACGAACUGGUCCACAGUAUAGAUGCCAAGGAAAGAGGAGCUCUGGAGGAGGAUGAGCGUCUGGAACGCGGCCUGGAGCAGCGCAGGAGGAAGUACGCUAAAGAGCAAAAAGAGAAGUGUGUGAUGCAGUGACUCCAAAAAGCUCCAAACGUCGGAUGAAAACACUCGUGUCCCUUUCACCUAAUGUCAGAAUGAGUGGUGUGGCUUUAAGUCAGCAGCGAGUGCACGCCGACACUGAACCAGCGUAAAAUCUGUGACGAAUCAGAUGAUCCAGAGCCAGAAUGUACAUUAAUGUUUGGCUUCAGUGGUAGUUUUGGGUUGCUUCUUGCAGUAGGCACCAUUGUGCAGUAGUCAAACCUUAUAAAGUGCUUCAGCACUUUGCAGAUUCUGAGGAUGGAAAUGCUUGUAUAGCCAAAUACAGCCUAGACUAGUUGUUGCUCCUGGAGAACUGAAAUCAAAACUACAGCAGUGCUAACACGUCAUCCUUCCAACAUAAAGCAUUCACUGGUUAUUUUCUAAUGUGGUUAGAUUUUAUUUAUUUAUUUAUUUUUUAGGUAAAUGUUCACGUUGAGCUUUUAUGCUAAAUUAACCAUCAAAAAGAAAACACAUCAUCACCAUUCAAGUGAACUACAAGGGAGCGUUAUGAGAAUACAGCCUGCAAAAUAAAUCACACAGUGCAAAAUACUGUUGAUUUAAAAUACUAGUGAGUGCGUGGUCGGUUGAGUGAAAGGAUUAAAUCUGACACGCACGCACGCAGUGACUGAUGUGUGUGUGCUGACGUGGUUGCAUGUAAAGGAAUGGAGAGAAACGCUGCACUGAGUGUUUAAUGGAAGGAUAUCGCAGAUUUAGGAAGCUCUUAUUGUGAAGUUUGUCUGGCCAACUUUUAUUUUGAAUUGUUCAAAUAUGUACUUUUCCAAAAUAUAAAUGGGGUUGUUGUGUAUUCAUUAAUAAUUAUAUAAGUUUAACAAAUAUUGCGAAAUUUAAUCAGUUAAUUUCAUGUGUGAAAUGCCACUGAUUGUAACGGGGGUUUCAGAAAUGUAACUGAAAGGACGUGAUCAGAGAUGAAUAUUCAUGAGCAACAUUUUUUGAAUGUGCAUUAUUGUCACUUCCCUCUGUUCAGUAAGUGAGCGCAGCUUCCUCCGGCUCUUUGCUCUCCAAAGGUUUUAUUUAAAUGUUUAUCUUGUGUGAAAGUUCAGUUUGCAGUUCUCCUUUGUGUGCACGACUCACAGCCAAACGAAUGCCUUUUUGAAAAGUUUUAUUGAUGGAUUUUGUGUCAAAUUUGCAACAUUUUUAAAGACUGGAAAAUAGAAAAUAUUUGAAUACA
Molecule: messenger RNA, 4589 nt
Organism: Archocentrus centrarchus (flier cichlid)
Lineage: Eukaryota; Metazoa; Chordata; Actinopteri; Cichliformes; Cichlidae
Gene: ehbp1l1a
Product: EH domain binding protein 1-like 1a
Exons: 25
Coding region: 140-3397 (1085 amino acids)
Molecular function (GO): protein binding
Source: RefSeq, a predicted model, not a curated record